This is a messenger RNA of Closterium sp. NIES-65, 1905 nucleotides long. The record is from the annotation of a GenBank genome assembly. NCBI's taxonomy places the organism in Eukaryota, Viridiplantae, Streptophyta, Zygnematophyceae, Desmidiales, Closteriaceae.
AUGCCCGAGCUGACGACUCUCCACGUGGGGAAGAGCUUUGCGCGGCCAUGGAACCCUCGAGAUGCGGACCCCGAAAUUGACAGCUACGAGCAUCCAGUAACCACGGAUGGCUUGGAUUGGUUUAUCCGAAAGCUCCCUAACUUGGAGCAGCUUUCCCUCUUCUGCCUUCACCGACCGACACAGCUCAUAAGCCUCACUGCUCUGACCAACCUCUGUGCCACCGUCUCCAUGAAUCGUCUGUACAUCCCACAUUACACCGAUCUCUUCACCUUCGCCCGUCAAGGACCCCAUGAAUCGGCCCGUCUUGCCAGCGUCACGCUGCCCCCUUGCCUAAAAUCGCUCAAUUUCCUCGUUGCCUGUCCUCGCUGGGAUGCCAUCUUCCCAUCAGCAUCGCCCCUCACCGGGCUAGAGGAGCUGCUCCUCACCGACUGCAGCGGGCUGGAAAGCCUUCCUGACGGCAUUGAUGUGUUGCUGCCGUGCCUUCGCAAGCUGUCCAUUCGCAAGUGUCAGUCGCUCUCCCACCUGCCUGAAAGCCUCACUUGUCUGAGCCAAUUGGAAACCCUCAUCAUCUCUAGUUCUCACAGGUUCACCUUACCCACCAACCUCGGUCGCCUUCCUGCCCUCAAACUGCUGGUGCUAGAACAUUUGUCAGUCUCAGAACUUCCUCCUUUCUGCCAUCUGACAUCUCUAGAGGCACUGUUCUUGCUUGAUUGCUACUCCUUUGGGGGCCUGCCAGAAGGUUUCUGCCGCCUCACAGCUCUCAGGGUGCUCUGCUUUGCAAGUGCCGGGGGUCUUGCCUUGCCAGAGGACGUUGGGGCUCUUGCAAGACUGGAGGAUCUCAGAUUGUGCGAUUGCCAGCCACAGCCGCUUCCAACUUCAUUCGCUGACCUGUCUUCUUUGACAAGCCUUGAGCUGAAUGCAUGUGGCUUUGAGGCCGAGCUUCCAGACGCCCUGGGCGACCUGAGCAGCCUACGAGAGUUGAAGAUCAUUGAUGUUCUAGUCACCACACUUCCUAGAUCACUCACAAAGCUCACUGCACUACAGACCUUGGAGGUUAGACACUGCCAGACACUCCUAGCAGUACCCGUGGGAUUGGAUAAUCUCGUAAGACUCAAGUGGCUGGGGUUGAGAGAGUGCCGGCAGCUGAUUCAACUCCCCACUCGUUUGCCCCCCUCUCUUGAGACCCUCUGCUUGGGGCCCGCCUGGGAAGGCUCGUCCCAUGUGGUGGACAUCUUACAGCUGUCGCAGCUGAGGGUGCUGAAGCUGAAGUGCGUUGGGGUGCAAUGCAGCCCUGCAAUGAGCAGGAUGCUGACGUGCCUGCAGCAGAUGAAGCAGCAGGUGGAGCAGCUGGAACAGCAAGGCGGAGGGCCAGAGAUUCCACUUCCGCUAUCUUCUCUUUCUCGCCUGCGCAGCUUGUUUAGUGAGCAGCUGGAGCUGCUGCAGCCGCCGGAGCAACUCGAGCAGGCGACGCAGCUGCAGCAGCUGGAGCAGCUGGAGAUGCGCUUGGAAGGCGACAAUCGGGAGCUUCAAGUCCCCCUCACCUGUCUCCCUCGCCUGCGCAGCUUGCUGAUAGAGGCGCCGGGAAUACUCAGCCUCCCGGAAAACAUGGCAGCAGCAUUGCCGCAGCUGCGGCAGCUGGAGCUUCUUUCAUGGUUACCGGAGGAGCUGCCUGGAGUUUUACUGGAGCUGCGGUCGCUGACGUCACUUGCUAUUGAAGCGCCUCAGCUGGUGGCGCUACCUCAAGACUUGAGCCGCUUGUCUCGGCUGCGCAAAUUGGAGCUGAUUCGCUGCACCGCCUUGCAGCACCUUCCGGAGUUUGUCUCCCAGCUGCACCACCUGACACUGCGUGAUACUUCCAUCCCCUACCAUCAUGCGAAUCUGGUGCGGGGCGUUCAAGCGCCCUGA